This is a messenger RNA of Fukomys damarensis (Damara mole-rat), 677 nucleotides long. RefSeq names its product nudix hydrolase 1 (gene Nudt1). Lineage: Eukaryota; Metazoa; Chordata; Mammalia; Rodentia; Bathyergidae. Gene Ontology annotation, biological process: DNA protection. The record is from RefSeq and is a predicted model, not a curated record. Bases 94 to 564 code for a protein of 156 amino acids. The transcript is spliced from 4 exons. Gene Ontology annotation, molecular function: 8-oxo-7,8-dihydroguanosine triphosphate pyrophosphatase activity.
CGCCGACAGUUGUGCUGAGGAUUGCGGGGACACUAGGGAAGCUGGGGAGCGGGGAGACAGGAUCUAGAGAGAGCAAGAGAGUCCCAAGGAACCAUGGGCACCUCCAGGCUCUACACCUUGGUGCUGGUGCUGCAGCCUCAGCAUGUGCUGCUGGGCAUGAAGAAGCGGGGCUUUGGAGCUGGCCGCUGGAAUGGCUUUGGUGGCAAGGUGCAAGAAGGAGAGACCAUUGAAGAUGGGGCCAAGAGAGAGCUUCAGGAGGAAAGUGGCCUGACAGUGGACACACUGCAGAAGGUGGGCCACAUCACAUUCGAGUUUGUUGGUGUCCCUGAGCUGAUGGACGUGCACAUCUUUCGUACCGACAGUGUGCAGGGGACACCCGAGGAGAGCGAUGAAAUGCGCCCUCAAUGGUUCCAGCUGGACCAGGUCCCCUUUGGUAACAUGUGGCCCGAUGACAGCUACUGGUUCCCACUCCUGCUUCAGAAAAAGAAGUUCCAAGGAUAUUUUAAGUUCCAGGACCAGGACACCAUCUUGGACUACUCACUGCAUGAGGUGGACGACAUCUAGCAUGAAUUAGUGGUCCCAGCUGGGCUCAGGACAUCACAUUCAGGGCUGUGUCCUCUCUUUUGGAAAAUGCACAGAAAGGAAAAUAAAGAUCUUCACUUUUUUAAUGGUCUUCG